Alligator mississippiensis (American alligator) is the source of this 13560-nucleotide messenger RNA. RefSeq names its product ALF transcription elongation factor 2 (gene AFF2). Gene Ontology annotation, biological process: regulation of RNA splicing. Lineage: Eukaryota; Metazoa; Chordata; Crocodylia; Alligatoridae. Bases 515 to 4090 code for a protein of 1191 amino acids. The transcript has 22 exons. The record is from RefSeq and is a predicted model, not a curated record. Gene Ontology annotation, molecular function: G-quadruplex RNA binding. Gene Ontology annotation, cellular component: nucleus; nuclear speck.
CUGUGCCUGCCUCUCCCAGCCAGGCAGCCAGCUCGGCUGCUGGCGGCGGCCGGAGCGAGCGGCGGCGGCGGCGCCUCUCCUCCCGCGGCGGGAGCCUCCAGCCCGGCUCGGGGCAGGGGGGACAAGUCACCUAAUGCAAUCCCUGCACUUCUAGCCGGGCUGGGGAGGGCAGGGGCACCCCUUCUUCGAGUCUCAUCGUUAUGGAUCUAUUCGACUUUUUCAGAGACUGGGACUUAGAGCAGCAGUGAAAGUUCCUGCAUGCCACUCGGAAAGUGUCCCUUAUAAACCUUAUCGUAAAUGAUUCCUUCGGUGCCGUGUCCUUUCGCAAAAGAGUCACUAUGAGCAAGACCGGAGUGCACUUAAAAGGAAGGAAUGGGAGCGACGAAAUCAAGAAGUCCAGCAAGAUGAAGAUCUCUUUGCUUCAGGUUUUAAUCUCUUUGGGGAACCCUAUAAGACAAACAAAGGUGAUGCCCUUGCAAACCGUGUCCAGAACACGCUGGGAAACUAUGAUGAAAUGAAGGACUUGUUAACCAACCAUUCCAACCAGAGCCACCUUGUAGGAAUCCCAAAGAAUUCGGUACCACAGACUCCCAUUGAUAAAAAUGAACAGAGCUUUUUUCCAGAACAAAGAAACAGGAUGAUCCCAUCUCACCAGAUCAGUGGUCACUCGUCAACAUCAAUGCCACCUCCUUCGUCCCUGUCAUCCAAUUCUGCUUUGCUACACGGUCACCAGAGCAGCAGGAAAUCCAGGACAGACUGGUCACGUGGUGGUCACAACUCUAAUGCUGCACAGCCAAGCCAAGCCAGUAGCCAACAGAGUAGGUCAAAGCAUAGCUCUUCACAUGACCAGCCUCAAAGCCGGUAUGAAGACCCCUACAGUUGUCAGAGCGAGCAGCAUAAAAGUGGAGGAGCUGAAGAAGCAAACCCUGCUGCUUCAUCAUCACAUUCACGGAGGCAUAAUCAUUCAAAGUCAACGAGUAGCGAACACACUUAUAAAGAAAACAGUCAUUCAAAGUCACCAACAGAACUUGAAUUUGUAGCACAUGGUCCUGGAUCUCCACUUCCUUCUACAUCCUUGUUAUCUGCAACCAAUGGUCUUUCAACCCAGAAUUUCCCACCAGGACUGCACUGUAAAACUAGCAUGGUCCAACAAAAGCCCACAGCAUAUGUGAGACCUAUGGAUGGUCAGGACCAAGUACCGAAUGACUCGCCUGAACUCAAACCUCCAGUAGAAAUUGAGAGUGGAUAUGGAAACCAAUCAUUUGGAACGCUGUUGGAAGGAAAAGCUAAUGUACCCAGUUCUAAGAAUAAACUACCAAAGCUCCCUCAAGCUAGUGAAGUUGGCCUUCCCAAUGACUCCAGCUGUGUGGAAGAAAUAUUACGGGAGAUGACCCAUUCCUGGCCUCCUCCUCUAACUGCUAUUCACACACCUGGCAAGGCUGAGCAGACCAAGUUUUCCAUCCCGAGCAAGGUACAGGAUUCCCAGCAUCUGACCUCAGGAUACAAUGUACAAAAGUGGAAUGAGCCAGCAGGAAAGGUGGCAACCAAAUCAGUGCCACAGAAGUCAAUGCUUGAAGAUGAUCUGAAACUCAGCAGUGACGAAGAUGACAAUGAACAGGCUGCCGAAAAGACAAAACCAAGGAACAUUCCUGUAAACGGGCUUCCUUUGCAGACCGCGCACGGCACGGGCUUGGCGCAUUCCAGCGGAGGCUCCGGGAGCUCCAGUGAAUCCGAGAGCAGCUCCGAGUCGGACUCCGACAGCGAGAGCAGCUCCAGCGACAGCGAGUGUAACGAAGAGUCACGCAACGCGACUCCAGAGCCUGAGCCUCCCUCCACAAACAAAUGGCAGCUGGAUAAAUGGCUGAAUAAAGUGAAUCCCCAUAACAAGGCCAUCAUCAACAACCAAAAUGAGACUCAUAGCGAUAACAGUUCUCAGUCGCAGAGCAACCAACAGGCGGAAGGGCAAAACAAAGGGAAGCUUAAUAGCCUGCCCCAGACUGAUUCCAAAGACAGGGCGAUCCUUAGUCCCAUCCGGGAGAAAGCCAAACCACGAGUUGCUCAGAAAACCCCAGAGGCAAAGAGUUCCAAGCAGAAGUCACCAGCUCAUAAUGAGCCAACGUCACAAAGGACUACGGGGAAAAAGCAACCCAAAAAGGUAGAAAGGACUUCCAGUGUAGAAGAGUAUAACUGGCCCAAACCAAAUAAUACCAGCACCACUCCCAAAGAAAAAGAUACCCAGGAACCUGCAGAACAGCAGAAGGUUCGGACAAAAGCAUCCGUCGGAAAGACAGCUCCCCGAAAAGAACCACGAAUGAGCACCGGGCUCACUUCCGAGAAGAAAAAGUAUCGAGGCCCCAGCAAAAUCGUCCCGAAGUCUCGUGAAUUUAUUGAAACCGAUUCCUCUACUUCUGACUCCAAUACAGACCAGGAAGAGAGUUUGCAGGCUAAAAUAUUACCUGCUUGCAGCGGGCCUGCCAAUGGCAUCAAAGUGAAAGACUCUGGGAGUAACAUCCUCAGUGUCAGCAGUUUAACUAGCAACGGCAGCAACACAUCAAUAGACCAGACGAGCAAUGAUUUAGAGGAGCAGCUGUUUUCACCUAUCCCAAUCGUGCAAAAUGAACUUCUGUCCCCGCUGAGGGAAUACGAAGAGCUCAAAUCCCUCUGGGUGAAAAUAGACCUUAGCUUAUUGUCUAGAAUACCUGGACAAGAGCCCUUUGAGACCGCAUCAGUGAAAACUGAACCGAGAGAGGCAAACGUGAAACACAGGCGACCAUCUCGAGAAUCCCCUACCCCGGCUGCGGUGGAAAAACCUUCUACGAAAUCCAAAAGGAAGCACAAGCAGUCUGAAAGCUCAGAUACUUAUGGAGAAAGCAAGAAGCAGCGCCUGGAGGAAACCUCAGCUUCCUGCCUACUUCCACCUUGUAUCUCUCCAAUACCCAACCACAGAUUAAGCAGCACUAAAGAGAGCAGCACUAACUCCGUUAAAAAGGCGGCUAAGAAAAGAGAAGAGAAGCUGUUCCCUCCUCCGCUCUCCCCGCUGUUGGAUGAGCCAGUACACAGGCGGCACAGCAGUGACAACUCCUUCAACCAAGAGAGUAACGUCACAAACUCCUUGCAGACCAGCAGCUCUUCCUCUUCUACAUCCAAACACAGAAAGAAUGAAAGCAAAUCCUCUGCUAACCCCAAAGGACUCUGUGAGGAAGAAUCACACAAUAGACCAGCAACAAACACACUCCCAGACACCAGCCAUCUAGAAACAGACAUCUGGUGUGCAAUGCCUCCAUUGUCCAAUGGGAAUUCUGAGUCAAGAAGACCUAAAAUAACAUUUGAUGAUGCGCUUCACAAUGCAGACUAUUACAUGCAAGAGGCUAAGAAGCUAAAGCACAAAGCGGAUGCACUGUUGGAGAAGUUCGGUAAAGCAGUGAAUUAUGCUGAUGCUGCCCUCUCCUUCAUUGAGUGCGGGAAUGCUAUGGAGCGAGAUCCAUUAGAAGCUAAAUCUCCCUACACCAUGUACUCAGAGACUGUGGAACUCAUCAGGUAUGCAAUGAGACUUAAGAAUUUCACAGGUUCAUCUGCCACAGAAGGAGACAAGAAGUUGGCAGUUUUAUGCUACCGAUGCUUAUCACUUCUCUACUUGAGAAUGUUUAAACUAAAGAAGGACCACGCUAUGAAGUACUCCAGAUCUCUGAUGGAAUAUUUUAAGAACACUUCAAAAGCCUCGCAGGUCCCCUCCCCUUGGGGUGGCAAUGGAAAGAGCACAGAAACUCCAUCUCCCAUGUCUCUCAGCCCAUCCCCAGCCAGUUCUGGUGGGAGCAGCACAGGCCCCGCUGGGUCGUCCUCAGCAGGAACCAUCACCAUCCCCCAGCGCAUCCACCAUAUGGCUGCCAGCCACGUCAACAUCACCAACAACGUAUUGCGGAGUUACGAGCACUGGGACAUGGCCGACAAGCUGACUAAAGAGAACAAAGAAUUCUUUGUAGACCUGGACUCAGUGAUGGGACCGUUAACGCAGCACAGCAGUAUGACCAACCUGGUGCGUUACGUUCGACAAGGACUUCACUGGCUCCGCACUGAGGCGCACUUGUUGUAGUGACUGCCGCCCGACUCAUAACAUCCCCAUCGUUCUACCUCUACCAGCGCACAGACGAUCACUGGUGGAACUCCACUCAUUUCUGGAACUUUAUUCAUGUAACUUCAUUUUUAUUGCCUUUUUUGAUAUCCUAUCUAUUGGAAGUAGAAGUCAUCAUAAAUGGAACUUAUGACUGAAGAGCAGUAUGUGUUGUACCAUCUAAUCAUUUUCGACAGUUUUCUAUGCCUUGCGUCUCCUGGAUCCUGCCAUCCUUAUGUGCUUUAUGGAAUGGUACAUCCCCUGCAGUAUUGUUUUAAGUCCACACUGCCUUCAAGUGAAAACAAAAAAGCACUUUGAGAAGAUAUGGAUUCCUGAGAAAUAGUACAAAACGUCUUAAACAUUUUAGGGUAUAUACAAAAAACCCCUUCUGAUACAAAUUGGUAGAAGUUAUAGCUAUUCACUCAAAAUUGUCCUCCGAACUUGAACCAAGCUGUACACUGGUUAGUUCAUUACCUGACACAGUUCACUGCUAAAAUGUCAUACUAUCUGUAGGCCUGAUCUCUAAAAGAUAACUUUAAACUUCUUACAGGUAAGAAAUUAGUGUAAGAUCACCAAAGGUGUUAGGAGGUAACAGAUUGGAACAAUGCCUCGCUAAAGAAAGACGCCACUCUAUGCAAGGAGGUUUUGAUAUUUCAUUCUAACUUUAUUGUUGGCUUAAGUAGGCAGCAAAAUGCAGUUUUUAAGCAAUUUCAAGCAUUAGAUUUCAUAGUCUCUGUCACCAUCCACGUACUAAAUCUGUGACUUUUCUUUCCAUUCUACUGUUUGAUCUCAAACAAAUGUUCAUCCCAUACUUUCCUUGGCAAAACAAUCUCCUCUUGCAUAGUGACUCAGCAAAAGCACAUUUUAACAGGAGCGCUACACUCUAAAUAAACGUUGAUAUUGUAUGUAAAACGCAUUAAUGUGUAUUGUAGACUCUAGAUGAGAUUCACUAGAAAUUUACCUAACUGGCUAUUGUUGAGGCAUUUCUAAUGCUGUGUGGCAUUAAUUUACACCAGCUUGGUUGAUUUCAGAGCAUUAGAAGCAGACAGUGAGUAUGUCUACACGUGCGCAUUUACUGCGCAGCAACCGAAAUUACUGCACAGUAUGGGCACGCAUCUGUAUGUGCACGCCUAUACUGCACAGUAAAUAUGGUGACUUAUACCGACUUGAGGAUAAAUUUGAUACCUGCAUCAUGCAUCAAAUUUACAUCUGAUCAAAUUACACCUGCAUCAAAUUACAUCCAAUUAGUUACUGCACAGUAAUGCACGUGUAGAUGCCUUACUGCGCAGUAACACUAUGUGCGUGGACUAACUUGGGACUAACUUUAAUCCCUAGUCAGACCACACACAGCGUUAAUGCACUUUAACGCCUGCACAUGUAUAUGCCAGCCUGUUCCCACUUACUGCACAGUAAAUUUAAGCCAGUGUAAAUGCACGUACUUCAGUCUACCAGUUCUCCAAAUUGCCCCUUUUUUAAGCUCUUUUACUGUUUACCCAUGCUGUUAUAUUUUGGACAAUUCCUUUAGUGCACGCAUAAUCAUGAGACAAUUCCAAUAGCAUUUUAAAGCAAUCGUGAAUAAAUUAGACCAUUUCACUCACUCUCUUUUUUUUUUUUUCUUUAUAAACUGCACUGUUCUUGUGGCGACACUGCGAGAAGCAAUGGUGCAUGAAAUAAAACAAAAUGAAUUUAUAUCAAUAAUUCACAAGACUUUAAAUGGUCUCCUAUCAUUUUUGAUGUAAUGCCUGCAUACCUUACCAAGCUGUAAAUUUCAUUCAUAUAAACAAAAAGAAAUGGCAAUGUAAAUAUCAUCCUAUGUCACAUCUCAUUGAAAUAACCCAAUAUGUGUAUUAAAUACCAUCCAGACAUUAGUUAAUUGUAAUUACCUUCUGAUAUAUAAUCCUUUAUAUCCUUUAAUCUAGUGAGUUAUUGGAUUCCACUCACUGGGUUGUGACCAGAUAAAUAGAACAAAUUUGCAUUUAAAAGGUUCAGCCUAUUACAGUUUUUAAAGCAGGUCUUGCAUAUUUGCAAUAAGAACAGUUUUAAUGAUCAGGCCUAGACCCAUUGUAUAUUAGCUCCUAUUAAUAAGUACCUUUUAAAAAUUCUGUAACUCAGUUUCUUUCCCACAACUAGGUCUUGUCAGUGAGGCCAAAAUGAGAAAUACAUCAUUAGAUAAAUCAUUCUGCUAGGGCAGUCUGUGAAGACAUUUCCAGAACAUCCACUUUCUGGAUGACCCGACUGUCCCUGUUCUUACAGUAGUCAAUGUACCCUUAUCUGUUUUUUGAGGGUUUCAGUAACAUGACUGAAACAUGAAUCCAAUAGCAUUUAUCACACUGAUUCUGGCCCCUUUUGCUAAUGAAAAAAAAAGCCAUGAUAGCAAGAGCUAUUCAUCUGUUUCAAAGAAGGGGAAUUUCAGAAAAACACUGCACUUUUACAAUAGAUUAGUCUGGUUGUUUCUGAGAACUCGACUGAAGUAUUGAUGGUCUGGUGGUGACCUGAGUUUUCCAUUCUCUUUGCGAGGCCUGGCCAGUUGGAUCGACUGAUUGUUCUGUCUAAUUAGGUGCAUUAUCCUCCCUUGUUAGUUUAAUGUAGACUGAAACCCUAGACCACCAUGAACUUAUGAAGGAUGGAUACGUCUUGAAAUACAAUCUUCAGAGACAAGACUGGUCAAAGAGUUAGCUACAGUCAGUAUAUUAUAUUUCCCUAUUGCUAGUAGUAAAUAGACUCCUAUCUCAAAAUGUACCCUAUAUAUUUGCAAAUCUUUUGCCUAGACAGCUUAAAGACUUAGCCCACCUGAUUGUGCAUCCCAUGACUUAGAUUGAAAUGUAUGCUGAAUCAAUGGCACGAUUAUAAUAAGUCCAGCAGUCAAGCCUAGGAUCACAAGCCAACUUACUAUUUAGCGGUCUUGUUUCAAAAGCGGCUUAGAAGUAAAUUAAAAAUGGAGAGUGAAUUACCUUCUUAUCCCUGGGGAUGAUGCUUCUUUUGGGUUAGUUAUUAAGGAUUAUUGCACUUUUUACAGGCACUAUAUUCAUCACAUUUCAAAUGCCAAUGUGUCAUCUUCAUGGAAUAAUUCUCCUCUUUAAACUAUUAUUUCAAGCAGAGUUAAUUGAAUGAGAUUCUGGGGGGGGAAACAUUUUGAUCCCUGAGCAAUCAGAAUUGGACAUUUUUUUAUCUAACCCUUUCAGAAUUGCUACCUGCAGACAUUCAAAAAUCAUGAAUCAGGCCCUAAAAAAAAAAAAAAUCAUGAGCUGGCCUUCAAAAAAAAAACCAUAGCUCUAUUUAAUAUUACUUUUGAGGAUUCUUUUAUUUGCCAUUUGUUUUCUUAUCCCAGAGGCUGCGCUCAAGUCAUGUCUUUGAGCUUUCCUUCAUAACCAUGGAAGUUACUUUUUUAAUAUCUCAUGCAAAUCUUCCGAUUCCCAUGACUGGGCUUUCAGACAGACACCAAAUAUCACGAGGCUCAGGAUCAAACUACCAGGUCCGACAGCACUGCCCUCUCAGUCUGAUGCUAAGUUAUGUUCCACAAAUUUAGAGCAAUAUCCAAGUUUUGUGGUUAAGGCUAAUGGGCUAAAAGUGAACAUUUUGGAGAUCCAUUAGUACAAGAUAAUAGUGUAGCAUGUACUUGAGGAAGACCAUUAUGAACCACUAAAUGUCAAGGGCUUCAACUGGUCCUAAAUAAAACUUAUGAACUGAUUCAGGAGGAAUGCUCCCUCUGAGAGCAGAAUAUAGCUGUAGCCACUGAAGGUCACAGCACUAGAUGUUCUUGGGAGGAAAGCGUGGGAGACCCGUGGUAUGCCUCGUACGGUCCAUGUUCCCUCAAUCACGAGUCUCUGAGGCAGAGCCUGUACUCCUGACUCAGACAGUCUCCCUUGGGGCUUUUUCACCUUUGUUUCUGGUUUAGCUUGUUGCUUAGUGUUGCUAGUGUUUGGGAACAUUUGUCCUGAUGUGUUUCUCUGUGUUUAAUUUGGCUCGCAACUUGUUACGCGGCCUUGGGACCUUUAAUCACUUAAUAAUCUCUAUGUGGAAAUAUUGAUUGUUUUAUUUAUAGAUGUCCUCAUUCAAAAGAUAGGACAGGUCUGCUGCCUUGGUGCAUUUCUUUAAAAAGACUUAAGGUCAAGAACUUGGGUGCCUUCUUAUGAAACAAAGUAAUCGGUGUCCUAUUUUAGGACAUGAGAAGCUAAAGGUGGACCAUUAGCUAAAAUCAAUUUCUAUGGCACUUUUCAAUUCACAGAUUUUAUGACAGUCCUCUAUUUAAACUUUCUGGGCUACUGACUUGCUUUCAGGUACUUUGAAAGGAAUAUUUUUGUAAUUUUUGGUGCGUACCCAGUAACAUUUUUUUUCUUCAUUUCAGAGAAUGUAACUAAAAUUGCUGAUAGGCUUUGUUAUAAGAAUAGGCUCUUCAGUGGAUUAGGGCUUGAGUCCCAAUCUACAUAUUUACUUUGAGAUGGAAGACAAGCUCAUCCAUAAACAGUAUUGUAGUGGGUGUUUGCCUGUGGGUGUUGAGACAGUCAGUUUGCUGCCGGGCAGAAAGUUGGUACGUGGUACUUCCUAGCAUAGAGAAGAGAGAGGGAGUGAUGCUGUUUUUAUCAGGACAUGAAUGUGUUUGUUCUUCAGCAGUAGAUGUGUGAGUUUGUGUGUGUCCAGAGAGAGAGAGAGAUUCCCGUUCAUAUUAUCUGCAGCGUCCUCUUGUCACAAGCACCGGUGCAAACAAACUGAACUGCCACAAAAAGUAAUUCCAUUUCUAACGGUUCGUUCGUAACCCACUGAAUGGCAAAACUGUUACAAGACGGUGGCAGGCUCCGUAUGAGUACUCCAUCAACCCCCCUAGGAAGUAUUUGCCAUUCAUGCUCCACCCAUGACAGCCCAGUGUCUGUCCGAUGGACGCUUUUAAAGAUAGCAAAAAAUAAAAUAAAAUUGCAUGAUAAUAAAGUUAUUUUGAACAUAUUACAUUUGUAUCAUAUAAUGAAAAAGUCCUCCCUCUUGCAGGCUAUGGAGGAGCUGUAGGCACAAAACUAUUUGAAUCCAAGGGCUAAAAUGAUCCUCACAGAUUCCAACAUAUUGGACCCAAGCUCUGUGCAAUAGUAGAUCCUGCAUCCAUCCCCACCCCUUACACUUUGUUCUGUAGGCAGUAGCAGGCAUGAAUCCAGCUCAAAGCCACCCUCACUGCCCUCUGCUAAUGGAACUAUUCACCUCUUUGGCUUGCAGCUUGGGAGCUCCUGUAGGUAUGGAGAUGGGAGCUAUUUUGGCCCUGAAAGCCUAAUUCUAUAGGUGUUCUGUAUGUAGAACAGGGGUGGGCAAAAUGGCAGCUCUGGCCAGUGGCCGGAGUCCAUUUCCCAGCAGCCCCUGCCCGCGUGGCUAGGACCAGUUUUCAUGGAGACCCCAGCAGCAGCUGCACUGAUAGCACAAGGCCAGGGUUCCCAUGGAGAAUGGCCCCAGCAGCACUGGCAGGGUGCAGAGCUGCUCCAGAGUCAGGCGGGGAUCUUGCAGCGGUGACGUGGUCCAGAACCAGGGCAGAGCCACGAUCUGCAGCCUGCAUGCUCCAGAGGCAGCGGGUCAUGGCUCUACCCUGACUCCUUGCAGCGGUGACAGCACACUCCAGAGCCAGGGCGGAGCCAUGAUCCACUGCCUGCACGCCCCUGCCUGGAGCAGGCAGGCUGCAGAUCACAGCUCUGCCCUGGCUCUGGAUCAUGCUGUCACUGCCACAAGAUCCCAGCCCGGCUCCCCAACAGCUCCCCACCCUGCCGCAUGCCCUGCCAGCAGAGAGGGGCCGGGGGGGGAGCUUGGGGGAGCUGUAACCCCUCCCAGAGGUGCCGUUGCCCACCCCAUACAGGCGGCAGCUGAGCUCACCCCACUCCUGCCCGCAGCACAGGCCUCCCUUUGGCCACUCCAUCAGGAAGAGGCUGGUGCCACUGCUGCCUGCCAGCACUGCUGGGGGCGGUUUCCAUGGAAACCCCGGCCCUGUGCUAUCUCAGCGUGGCUCCUGCUGGGGUCGCCAUGGAAACCAGCCCCAGCCACACGGGCAGGGGGUGCCGGGAAAUGGGAGUCCACUGCCAGCUGGAUCCAGCUUGUGGGCCAGACUUUGCCAGCCCCUGAUGUAGAAGCUCCAUGCAAUCCAUUGUAUCUAGAAUUUCAAUGACCACAUUGCAAUGCUGUAUGGGACAAAACCUGUUUGCUUACCUCUUGCUGAGUCCCACUCAUGUCAGUGGUAUAAAUCCUGUGAGCCGGAUGGAUGGGACGUGUGUGAAAUGGUCAGGGACUUCGGUUCUACUGCCCUGUAAGCAGAGUCCCACUAUAUGUCGGUUCUCUUGGACCUGAUCCCGCUCAGUCGCAUCAGUUUGAUUGGAUUGGAUUCUGUUAUAUAGCACUACUCCUGAUUUACCCAGCAUAAGUUAGAGAGAUGAGUUUAACUGGGCAAACAUUUAGGGAAUGGUUCCUUAUACAUGUUCAGAAUCAAGCACUGCUCUAACCCUAGGGCAACUCUACAUUAACUCUGCUGUUUUCAGUGGAAUUAAUUGGGAGAGAUUCUGUGCCCUUUUCACACUGAUGUAGAGCUGGUCUUCAGUUGAGUAACACUGGGGUCGCUGAGCCCAGGUCUUGGCUCAUGAGGCCUGAUCCCCAACUGAGUGAAACCAAUUAUUUCAGUGGAAUUGCACCCAUUUGCAUUUGGGUGAGGCUGGGCGCCACAGAGUUCAGUGAAGUUUCUCUUGAUUCACACUGCUUUCUGAGAUGACUUGAUCUGUGAACAGACCAUCCAUUUAUUCAGCCUUUGCUCAGGUGAAGUAACUUUUGACUUCAGUAGUACAUGGCUGGGAGUAAGAGUUUCAAGGAGCUGACGCAUUUAUCCCUAAAUUUUUCUAUUGAGUUAGAUAGUUGGCAACAGCAGACAUCCUGUAUAUAUGACAGGGGUAAAAAAGAAGUUCCUUGGUAUAGGUCUGCUGACAUUAGCAGAGUUGACCCGAUAUACACAGACUGAGGAUCUAACCCAUAUACCCAAACUUUUUUUGUCCCAAAUAUAUCUCUAUGCAGAUGAACUCCCAAAGCUUUAUUGUAAUGCCUCUUCUUUUCUGCCCAGGCAACUUAAACAAUUGAUGUACAGUAAUCGGUAUGGUAAGGGAAUACUAUGCUAUGCAAAGUCAUGGAAUCUAGAGUACUUUGUAAAACUGCUUUAGACUGUGGGGUCUGGAAAAGUAUCAUCAGAAACAAAUAGCUCUUGCUGUCCUGCACUUACCUGAUGUAGAGUAAAUGUUCACUCUGCACUUCCAAACUGAGAUUUGUACACGUAGUGCGAUUGAAAAUUGUAGGGUUCUAAAAACUAGGGACCAGAUCCUCUACUGGCAUUCAUCAGUGUUUUGCCCAUUGAUGUCUGUGCUGAAAUACUGGUCCCAUGUAUCCUCAGACUGUGUUGUAUGAACUAAAGCAGCUUUAUAAGUAUAUAAACUCAAGCUCAUUACUAAUAGCUGAACACUUUGGAUGAAGCAUCCAAACUCCCUGCUAACAGAGUUGGAGGGCAAUUUUUGCCUGCUUUCUAGUGUUGCAUAUGUCCCCUUUGUAGCUAAAAGGCAUUUUGCAAUUUAAUUUUCUCUCAUUUUAAAUAUUUACUGGCAUCAGCAUUAGCUUGCACAGAAAAACAGCAUCUAAAUUCCAAUGUGUCAUAAAUGCUUUCAGUAUAAAGAUGGAAACUGCUACUCUUGCUCAGAGACAUUGCGGAGGGCUGAUGUGUAUUUUCUAAGCCAAAUGGUUUUUGUACUUUAAAAGUCAUUGAAAAUAAGUAUUUGGGACCCAGUUCUGCCUCUCUCACCCUGAAUGUCUUCAUCUAGUUUGUCUCAUUGAAAUCAGUGGGACUAACUACAUGCAGAGUAAAUUACGGCUCAGCAUACAGAUGGCAGAAUUGGACACUAAAUAAGUUACUUGGAUGCAAUCAGGAGUUUAAUUUUAGCCAUAUGUGUCAUGUGAGGACACUUAGAAACAAUAUGUACAUUUUAUCCAAGCUGACAGUCCCUGCAAUUCCAUAGGCUAUUGUAUAUUUUAUUCCUGUGUGUAUUUUGACAUCUCUGGAUUGCAUAUCUUCCACUAAAUCUUAACUGUCCUCUUUCUUUCUUUCUUUUUUUUAAGUCAAUGCUCAAGAGGUCUAAGACGUAUCAUUGCAGUGUGAAAACUGGUGUAGAGAUCUGGCUAUUUUUUGUUUUAAUUUUCAGUUCUCCUUUGAUCUGUGUUUUAGAAUCACACUCCCAUUCUUUUAAAGUUGCUUUUUGAUUUCUGACAGCCCGGACCCGUGACAUGUUUAUACCAGUAACCUCCAUAGUUACACUCGGCAUCGGGCUCAUGACACCUGGUGCAGAGUUACUCCAGGAAUAAACCUCCAUGGUAUUUUUGCAGUAUAUAGGGGUGGCCGUUUGUUGAAUACCCACUGACCUACUCCUCUACCAAUAGUGGUGAAAUGUUGUAAUAUCACCAACUGCAGCAGCUGUCCUGGGAUAACGGUUUGUCUGUUCACUCCAGAUCCUGGUGUAUUUUACAACAGUAUAAAAACAGCUGUAAAUCACACUGGUGUAGGCCUGUUGUGUGUCCAGGCCCUGAAAAACGCAAUAUAAUAACUAAAAUAACCAGGAAAAGUAAUAAUAGCAAACUAAAGGGAUGUUUGCUCUUUUUAGUUGUCUUGUUUUAUAUCUAGCGGUGUUUGGAAUAGUCUAGAUAAAUGUGUAGUCUCUCACUUACCGUCUCCAACCGUGGCAAAAGCUUUUGUUUUGUUUUUGUUUUUUGUGUAGGAAAAUAACCAAAAUAUCGGGAAAAUUUAUAUAUGCUUUCUUCUGGUUACUGGAAAUAAAGAUAAUAUGGUGACCUCAUGGUCUUCCAACCAAAGUCGGAUUUAAUUUCUACGUUGAUGUGCAACUUUAGCCAUUGAAAUUAGAUUGCAGUUUACUAACUACCCCUUUAGCUUGCAUUCUUACUUUUUAUUUACUAUUGAAGUAGCCUUUUUGUGUGUGUGUAUGCAAAUAUCAUAUCCAUAAUCAUUGCAAUUCCACAAGGUGUCUUUGUUCUGAACAAGCAUGUUAUUCUUGUAAAGUUUUAAGUAUAAGUUAAGAUGUUUUGUACAGACCAAGGUAACUGUUAAAAUGUCAAGCAAUUACUGAAAUGUUGUAUAGUUAAAGGUUUGAUUUCUUUUGCUUUAUAUGUAUAAAAUUGUAUCCUGCCUGUUUUGCUUUGUGUUUCCAAUGUGUUGCACAAUUAUGCAUUUUGUUUACAUUUUGUUCCUUCUCAAAACAAAAAAAAAACAACCCAGUAAUACUUUAUGUACAAACAUUUUAAAUGUACUUUUGUUGUUUUUAAACACAAUGUCUCUGUAUAAAUAAUAUUGGUUGAACUGGUACAUUUGUGUCUCUCAUAGAGGGAUUAAUUAUACUGCCAGUGCAUUUGAAUUAUUUAAAAAAAAGUAAAAUAAAAUUUUUAUGAAAAUGUAA